CAACAUUUUGCCGUGUCUAGUUUUAAGCAAUAUUUAUUAUGUUUUUAUAACUAGAACAUCAUAUUUCUAAGAAAAUAAUGAAUAUACUAUAUAGUACUGUGAUUAAAUGACAUAACUUUAAUAUUAAAAAGUUUCAAUUCAAUGGGUUACCGGCUCACUUGCUCAAAAUGUCUCAUGAUAUGUUUAGGAGCAACAUUUAUCAUUGGAUGCUAUUUAGCAUCUUUUCCAAUUAAUUCCGACUAUCCAGCAUUGCCUAAACCUAUUAAAUAUCAAGUAGGUUCAAACAAUUGGCACAAAAAACGCUUAGCUGUACUAGUGCCAUUCAGAGAUCGUUUCGAAGAGCUACUGGAGUUUGUGCCACACAUGUACAAUUUCUUAAACAAGCAGAAGAUACCAUUUCAUAUAUUCAUCAUUCAGCAAAAAGAUAGUAAUCGUUUCAACAGAGCAUCACUUAUAAAUGUAGGAUUUCUUUUUACAAAGAAUGAUUUCGACUACAUUGCAAUGCAUGAUGUUGACCUAUUGCCAAUGAAUGAUAAUUUAAAAUAUGAUUAUCCUGAGAAUGGACCAUGUCACAUAUCAUCUCCAAAAACACACCCAAAAUACCAUUAUGACACAUUUAUAGGAGGUAUUUUAUUAAUAAAAAAUGAACAUUAUGAAUUAGUGAAGGGAAUGUCAAAUAAUUAUUGGGGAUGGGGAUUGGAAGAUGAUGAAUUUUAUGUGAGAUUAAAAGAUGCUGGAUUGAUUGUGAGGAGACCAGAAAACAUUGAUACAGGACCUAAGGAUACUUUUAAGCACAUACAUGAUAAAACAUAUCGCAGACGUGACAUGCGUAAAUGCUACAAUCAGCGUGAGGUAACCCGACGCCGCGACAGAGUCACAGGAGUUCACGACGUCGCCUACAAGCUGUGGGGUAGACACAAUGUGACAAUAGAUAGCCUGCCCAUCACAGUAUUAAAUGUAGAGUUGUUAUGUAAUAAAUCUCUAACACCAUGGUGUCAAUGCCCGGACCCAGUAAAAGCGAAAACUAAUUAAAUUGAACUGAAAUAAACACCUUACAAUACUCUCGAUAUGAUGCACAUCCUGUGAUAAAACUUAGCAAUUGGGUAAUCUUUAAAUCACCUCAAACAAUAUUUUUUUCUAAAUAUACUGAACUGACUUAAAACAUAACAUUAAUGUAGGUAAUCAUUAUUGUAGUUAAGACUGAGAUUAUAUAAUUAAAUAAAACAGUACUAAUGUUUAAAUUGAUCAAAACGGAUAAGGAAACAGUCUAAGGAUAGUUAUUUUCUUCCUGUUUUGUCAAUCACAAAUCUGUCUCUUUAACAUGUUAAAUACAUAUUUAAAAGGGAAUGUGUAGAAUGCCUAAUGUGCCUAUUAACUCUAUUUAUUACAUAUUUCCCUAAAUACAAUAGAUACAACAAAACAAUAGAUUCAGUAAUUAUAGUCCAUUAUGAAGUAUUCCCGCAAAAUGCAAUUUUUAAAUAUACACAUCAAAAUGUUCGUUCAUAGACACUAAGUGGCAGUUUCUAUGCAAAUUUAUAACCAGAAUUUAUAAAUAGUACAUGACAGUUGUAAGCAAUACUAGUCAAUAAUUUCAUUGUAAGUCUUAACUGUGGAUUUCAGUGUUUUUACUUUUAGCUGUACUUUUUGUUUCAUGGAGAGUUGUUUCUUAUAAACUGCUAGUCGAAGGAGAAGUCGUAUUCUGAUUUUAUAGUUUGAUGCGCGACGUUUUGUAUAGCAAUAACAUAUUCUGGUAUAGCCUUUGGCAAUAAUAAACACUAAGAUAUUUUUUUUAAAUUUCGAGAAUGUAUUUCGAAUUU
Achroia grisella is the source of this 1817-nucleotide messenger RNA. Its product is annotated as beta-1,4-galactosyltransferase 7. The transcript is spliced from 3 exons. Bases 142 to 1032 code for a protein of 296 amino acids. Lineage: Eukaryota; Metazoa; Arthropoda; Insecta; Lepidoptera; Pyralidae. Gene Ontology annotation, molecular function: xylosylprotein 4-beta-galactosyltransferase activity. Gene Ontology annotation, biological process: carbohydrate metabolic process; proteoglycan biosynthetic process. The record is from RefSeq and is a predicted model, not a curated record.